Molecule: messenger RNA, 1262 nt
Organism: Daldinia loculata
Lineage: Eukaryota; Fungi; Ascomycota; Sordariomycetes; Xylariales; Hypoxylaceae
Exons: 2
Coding region: 531-1097 (188 amino acids)
Source: RefSeq, a predicted model, not a curated record
GUUAUCGCCAGUUAUCGUCAUCACCGCCCAUUACCAAUCGCGUGAACCCAUUUGUCGACCUGGGGUCAGUAAAUAAUAGAAGAAAAAAAAGAGAGAAAGAGUUGCACACCACCACCAUCAAAGCCCAGUAGUAAACUUGUCUUUGUCUUUCCUCCCACAAACCAGUCAACGUGUUAUAUUUUCCCAUCUAUUCCAUUCACCUAACUACACAUAACGACAACUAUCUGUUAUCGCAUACCAUAGGCCGACGCCGUGUUAUGUUCACAUUUGCUCUAUCGUCCCUUCGCCACCGUUAGCGUCUCCGUACCUGUCACUUCCGGCUUUCUCAAUCAAAGUACAUAGCUUUAGGGGUCUAGCGGUGACCGGAUUCUCUCAGCGAACACGAGCCCAGCCCAGCUCAGCUCAGCUCUUUCCUUCUGCGAUCGAUAUUUACUUUCACGACAUAGCUUCGGUGUCGCACCAUCACAUACAUCCCUUCUACUGCCUAGAGAAGGCUAGUCCGGACAAAAUACACAUACACACGAUCAAUCAUGGACCGAGGUAGUGAUUCCGCGUUAUUUGACGCCUUACAAGGCAUCUUGCCCGAGCAGACCCUCACCCUCAUCCAAGCCCACAUGCAGGACCCACAGACCGCCCUCCGAGCCAUAUGGCAACAAACCACUACCCUCACACAAAAAGCAACCGCAACACUCUCUCCCGUUCUCGCGCCCCUCGUCCAGCGCGGCAUGCAAGCCCUACACGACUCGCCCGACCUAGUCGUCCUCGCCUUCGUGCUAGCCGCUUUCGUGCUUGUCAUCCAGGUGAUAUCGUUCGUACACCGCACCAUGAUGUACGUGACGCGUUUAGCAUUCCGGCUCAUGGGCUGGGCUCUAUUCUUUGCCCUGCUAGCCUUCGUCUGUCGUCGGGGCCCUGAAGCCACAAUCCGGGACGUAGUUGUCUUUGUUAGCAAGCUGGCUGGCUACGCGUCCCUCGUCAAGGAUAUCUGGUGGUCCGAAUACCAGAAGUUCGAUGCUCAGACCAAGCGCGGUGGAGCCCCUGCUGGGACUAGGGGAGCACCUUCAGGAGGUUACACCAGGUCGAGCAAUAGUGCUUGGUGAUGGUUUGGGACUGGGUUAGUGCUACGCGCGUGACUGAAAAUAAAAAGGGGUUAGGGCAUCUCGUCGUUUAAUGUCUUAUCACGGCUUGGGAAUGAGUUAUGACUAUGAAUUGCUUUUUUUUCUUUUUUUGUACAGAAUGAAUAAACAGCAUGACAGUAUGUGCCA